Messenger RNA from Rosa rugosa (rugosa rose), 1759 nucleotides. Its product is annotated as probable E3 ubiquitin-protein ligase ARI10. Gene Ontology annotation, cellular component: cytoplasm; ubiquitin ligase complex. The record is from RefSeq and is a predicted model, not a curated record. Gene Ontology annotation, biological process: protein polyubiquitination; ubiquitin-dependent protein catabolic process; positive regulation of proteasomal ubiquitin-dependent protein catabolic process. Lineage: Eukaryota; Viridiplantae; Streptophyta; Magnoliopsida; Rosales; Rosaceae. Gene Ontology annotation, molecular function: ubiquitin conjugating enzyme binding; ubiquitin protein ligase activity; zinc ion binding. The coding region runs from base 5 to 1759 and encodes 584 amino acids. The transcript has a single exon.
GGCUAUGGACGAUAUGAACCAUGAGAGUGAUGACGGUUAUGAAUCCGCAGAGAGUGGCGAUGAAGAAGCAAUGAACUACGAUGACGAUCUUCUAGUAGAUGAUAAAGUCGAUGACUUUGGUCAGAGUAGGUCUCCACAGGAAAAUUAUAUUGUUUUGGAAGAAGAAGAAAUUGCAAAACUUCAGGAUAAUUAUAUUGCAGAAGUCUCUACCGUUCUCUCCAUAUCCAAAUCCGAUGCAUGCUUACUGCUCCCUCACUUCCAUUGGAGGGUUGAUGAACUAAAGGAUGAAUGGUUUGCCAAUGAAGAUAAAGUUAGAGAAAAGGUAGGUUUGUUGAAGAAACCUAUAGUUGAACAUAAUGCUAGGGCAAAUCUAAGAAUUCCUUGCGGAAUUUGUUUUGAAGAGUACAACUUUGAUCGUUGUAUUUUGUCAGCCUCUUGUGGCCAUCCUUUUUGUCGAGAUUGCUGGGCAGGUUAUAUUAGCAAAACAAUAUGUGACGGUGGUCCGGCGUGUUUGAGGCUAAGGUGUCCUGAACCAUCAUGUAGUGCAGCAGUUGGUCCUGAUUUGAUCCAAAAGGUAUUGUUGAACUCAAACCGAGAAGCUGAGCAUGGCAAGUACAAGACCUAUCUGUUAAGAUCUUACGUCGAAGAUCAGAGGAAGAUCAAGUGGUGUCCUGCCCCGGAUUGUAACUGCGCAAUUCAGUUUGAUACUUUGGGUGGAAUGGUGUCAUAUGAUGUUUCAUGUCUUUGCUCGCAUAGCUAUUGCUGGAAUUGUACUGAGGAGAAUCAUCGUCCUGUGGAUUGCGAAACUGUGGGGAAGUGGAUUUUGAAGAAUAAGGAUGAUUCUCAAAAUGCGCAGUGGAUACUGGUUAAUUCCAAGCCUUGCCCCCAGUGCAAAAGACCAAUUGAGAAGAACCAAGGCUGUAAUCACAUGACGUGCAGUGCUCCCUGUGGGUACCAGUUUUGCUGGUUAUGCCUCGGGCCACAUAAAAAUUACAGAGGUUGCUAUUGCAAUAGUUAUAGGCCGGGGUCAGUUGAUAAUAAUCCCGAGACAUCUAGGAAUAUGAAUGAGACGGCAAGGAAGAGGGCAAAGAAGUAUUUAGAGAGAUAUAUUCAUUACUAUGAACGCUGGGAAAACAAUGGAAGAUCAAAGGGAAAAGCUAUUGAGGAGUUUGAUAAGGUGAAGACCGAGCACAUUAAGCAACUUGGAGAGAUACAUGGAAACACAAAAGAGCAUGAAUACGAUUUUAUCAUAGAGGCCUGGCAACAGAUUAUUGAGUGCAGGCAAGUAUUGCGAUGGACUUAUGCAUAUGGCUACUACAUGCCUGAGGAUGCUUAUGCUAAGAAGCACCUAUUCGAGUGCUUGCAAGGCCAUGCUGAGUUUAGCCUGGAAAGGCUUCACAAUUGCGCUGAGAGCGAACUGCAACAGUUUCUGGUCUUAUCACCAUCAGCAGCUUCUGACACUUUCAAAGAGUUUAAAACAAAACUCGUGGGCCUGACAAAGGUGACCGGAACUUAUUUCAAAAGGUUGGUUACUGCAUUGGAGGAGAGGCUUCCGGAGACGAGCCGAUAUGGAGCUGGGGCUGCUUAUGAGGAGACUGAUUGGACAUGUGACCAAUGUACCUAUAUCAAUGUAGGGUCUGCCGUUACCUGUGCAGCAUGUUUUGAGCAAAAUCCGCAAGGUUACUGGUCUUGUGACCGCUGUACGAUUUUCAAUCCGGUGACUACCACUACUACAAAAAUUGAAUCAGACGACGGUUAA